Molecule: messenger RNA, 3953 nt
Organism: Myotis daubentonii (Daubenton's bat)
Lineage: Eukaryota; Metazoa; Chordata; Mammalia; Chiroptera; Vespertilionidae
Gene: EHD3
Product: EH domain containing 3
Biological process (GO): endocytosis; endosomal transport
Cellular component (GO): cytoplasm; plasma membrane
Molecular function (GO): protein binding; GTP binding; calcium ion binding
Source: RefSeq, a predicted model, not a curated record
CGAGGCCUGGACUGAAAUACCGGCGCCUUCCCACAGGAUUUAGCAUCCCUGGCUUCCCAGGCAGCAGCCGCGGGUCCCCAGCGGAGCAUCUGCCCACAAACAUGGCUGCGCCCAGCUCAGCUUCUCCUCGCCGGGACCCGCCGGCCGGGCCGGCCUUGCCAGUACUCGGGGACUUCCUCCGGGAGCCCGCUUCCUGCACCGCUGGCAUUUAAACCGGCGCCUGGGGCUGCGGACGCCGAGCUGACCGCGGGCUGGAGCGCCGCCGCAUCCCCCGAGCGACUGGGCUGGGCAGGAGCGCAGCCGAAGCAUCCCCUAGCUGCGCCCGGGUCCGAGCAGGAGCGGUCUGGGGGGAGACCCCGGACCCCGGCAUCUGGCAGUUCAAUUACAGGUUUGACUUUAAUUUCCAAGAUCGCGACCCUCCCGCCCAGCCCGAUCUUUCUUCCCUCCCUCCGGCCUUGGUCGCUGGAUGAAGCUGGGGCUGGGCUUGGUCCCAGGAGCUUGGAAAGAGCGUGUUCUCCGCCCCGCGGCGUUGCUCCGGGGACCUCCGAGCCGCGCGCCCCGGUCAUGGUGCGGCUGAGCCCCGCGCUCGGGUGAGGCGGCGGCGCGGUUCCGAGCCCAGCGGGCCCGCCCUGCGAGGCAUUUUCCCCCCGAGGAGCCAAGGGCACCGGACGCGGGGCUCCGCGCCCUCCCGCUGGGUUGCGCGCAGGGGGCGAGCAGCGCCGCGAUGUUCAGCUGGCUGGGCACCGACGACCGCCGGAGGAAGGACCCCGAGGUCUUCCAGACGGUGAGCGAGGGGCUCAAGAAACUCUACAAGAGCAAGCUGCUGCCCCUGGAAGAGCAUUACCGCUUCCACGAGUUUCACUCGCCCGCCCUGGAGGAUGCCGAUUUUGACAACAAGCCCAUGGUCUUACUGGUGGGCCAGUACUCCACUGGGAAGACCACUUUCAUCAGGUACCUGCUGGAACAGGAUUUUCCAGGCAUGAGGAUUGGGCCCGAGCCGACCACCGACUCCUUCAUUGCAGUGAUGCAGGGUGAGGUGGAGGGGGUCAUCCCUGGGAACGCUCUGGUGGUGGAUCCUAAGAAACCCUUCCGGAAACUCAACGCCUUUGGCAAUGCCUUCUUGAACAGGUUCGUGUGUGCCCAGCUGCCCAACGCCGUGCUGGAGAGCAUCAGCAUCAUCGACACGCCGGGCAUCCUCUCUGGGGAAAAGCAGAGGAUCAGCCGAGGGUAUGACUUUGCUGCUGUCCUUGAGUGGUUCGCCGAGCGGGUUGACCGCAUCAUCCUGCUCUUUGACGCCCACAAGCUGGACAUCUCUGAUGAGUUCUCAGAAGUCAUCAAGGCCCUCAAGAACCACGAGGACAAGAUGCGGGUGGUGCUGAACAAAGCCGACCAGAUCGAGACCCAGCAGCUGAUGCGGGUGUACGGGGCCCUCAUGUGGUCCCUGGGGAAGAUAGUGAACACCCCGGAGGUGAUCCGGGUCUACAUCGGCUCCUUCUGGUCCCACCCGCUUCUCAUCCCCGACAACCGGAAGCUCUUUGAGGCCGAGGAGCAGGACCUGUUCAAGGACAUUCAGAGUCUGCCCCGAAACGCUGCCCUGCGCAAGCUCAAUGACCUCAUCAAGAGAGCCAGGCUGGCCAAGGUCCAUGCCUACAUCAUCAGCUCUCUGAAGAAGGAGAUGCCCUCCGUGUUCGGGAAGGACAACAAGAAGAAGGAGCUGGUGAACAACCUGGCUGAGAUUUACGGCCGGAUCGAGCGGGAACACCAGAUCUCGCCUGGGGACUUUCCCAACCUGAAGAGGAUGCAGGACCAGCUGCAGGCCCAGGACUUUAGCAAAUUCCAGCCUCUGAAAAGCAAGCUGCUGGAGGUGGUGGAUGACAUGCUGGCCCAUGACAUUGCCCAGCUCAUGGUGCUGGUGCGCCAGGAGGAGUCGCAGCGGCCCGCCCCGAUGGUGAAGGGUGGCGCGUUCGAGGGCACCCUGCAUGGCCCCUUCGGGCACGGCUACGGGGAGGGGGCUGGGGAGGGCAUCGGUGAUGCUGAGUGGAUCGUGGCCAGGGACAAGCCCAUGUACGACGAGAUCUUCUAUACCCUGUCACCGGUGGACGGCAAGAUCACGGGUGCCAAUGCCAAAAAGGAGAUGUUGCGCUCCAAGCUGCCCAACAGCGUGCUGGGCAAGAUCUGGAAGCUGGCGGACAUCGACAAGGAUGGCAUGCUGGAUGACGAGGAGUUCUCACUGGCCAACCACCUCAUCAAGGUCAAGCUGGAGGGACAUGAGCUGCCCAACGAGCUGCCCGCCCACCUCCUGCCACCAUCCAAGAGGAAAGUUGCCGAGUGAUGGGAGGAGGAGGUUCAGAGCAGGCAGGUGUUACAGGAGAUGGGAGAGGCGGACACACACACACACACACACACACACACACACACACACAUACACUCACGGGCACAGAUCUGGAGAACCGCACAGCAGGUGAGAGGGAUCAGCCAUCCUCAGGUUUCCAGGCUGGACACAAGUUCUCAGCAUCGGCAGAAGCACAGGGUCCCAGCUCCCAAGCCUCCGUCUCCAUCCCUCUCUCCUUUCCGUCUUCCCCUGCCCAGAGGCCCGCCUCCUCCUGCAGAGGCAGGUAGUUCACCGCCCACAUGGCCCACCCACCUCCACAUUCCCUGGACUCGGGACAGAUGGAAAUACUUUCCACUUACUAGACAAUUCACUUUGUUUUCUGAGCUUUCUCCCUGUCUUUAGCUUCCUAAUAUGAAAUCUGCUCCGAGGCCGGGAGGUGUGUGGAAAGGGGCUGCUGCAAGGAGGGGGCUGGGAGAAGAGGUGUCCCCCGGAAUCAGGUCCCACCUUGAAGAGACAUGGCCCUGAACUCCCUUGCGGCCUCAGGCUCCGUCUGCCUCGUCAAGUCUGGCUUUGAAACACACACAGCCUCCUCCCCGCAACACUUUAUUUCAAAGGAUCCCAGGGAGAGGGAAGAGUCGGAAAGCUGGCAGGAAAGAAAGCAGGAGAGCUUCCUUGUCGUCCUCUCCUCAAAGCCAGUUGGAGGUGGCUUCAUUCCGCAGAUUUUGUGAGGUUCCUAUUGUUUCCACCUGACCUCUGACGUGUGGAUGCCCAGACUCACGGUUACCCAGCCCCUCCUGUAUGCCAGGACCUGUGCUCGGCACUUUGCAGGCAUCAGCCCGUGGGGCCCUCAUCACUCCCCAAGGGAGUGUGCAUUAGUGCCCCCAUUUUUCAGACGAGGAGUCUGAGACUCAGAGUUUAAGGGACCUUCCAAAGUCCCAGAGGUCACACACGAUGGAGAAGGACUCAGAGCCAGGGCCUCGCUCUUCCUUCUGCCUCAAAGAUCUCGGCAUCGCUAGCCCACGACCAGCCACAGAGGGCGAGCUCAGUUUGCAGGCCCCUCCGCUUCCCAGAGCCGGCUGGCGAGCGGGAAGGGCCAGCAGCCCUUGGUGGGCCAUCAGUCUGGCCAUCUGUCACAUCGCAGAAGCAAACCGUGCCUUCUGGCUCUGUGCCCCAUGUUCCUAAAAUUGCCGCAGUCCCACAGCGUCAGCAGGAGAGUGGGCCUGCCUGCUGGAUGCUGGAUGCUGCUGCCGCCUGUCCCUGCUCCCCCUCCCACCAGAGCUGAGUCACUGACUCUGUGAUGUGGGACCUCAUGCUGACUCUCAGAGGUCUGAAGUGUCCCUGGCAGGACCGCCAGCAACUGCAGUGUCCUCGACACAUCCCCACCAUUCUCCAUGCCCUGCUCCCGCCUCCAUGGUCUCUCCCCUGAUUUGCUUCACGGCCACUGAACCAGUCACUUUGUAUGCUAUGCUCCUACUGUGAUGGAAAACAAAAGCGAGUAUAACUUAUUUUAUAUCUAUGUUCAGACUAUAGAGAGAAUAUUCUAUGUAUCUAUGAUGUGCCCACUACUGUAGUGCAUUUGUCAUUAGUGUUCAUGUUAAUACAGCACAUGUAUCCUUUGGUA